AUGGCGGCGGCGCUGGGGCGGGCGGCGGGACGGGCCCUGCCGGGACGGGCCCUGCCGGGACGGGCCCCGGUGCUCCGGGUCCCGCCGCUCCCGGCCCCGCCGCUCUCGGCCCGCGGCUGCGGACACGCGGCGGGGUGGGACCGGCGGGAGCGCUCCUACUGGCGGGCGCUGCGGCGGCGGGUGCUGGGCCCGCCCGUGCCGCCGUUCGCCGCCCCGGUGCAGGUGGGAGCGCCGGUGCUGCGCGGCGCCGCCGCCGCCGUGUCCCCGGAGCAGCUGGGCGGCCCCGAGCUGCGGCGGCUGGCGGCGGCGCUGGCGGCAGGGCUGCGGGGCCGGCCGUGCCUGGGGCUGAGCGCUCCGCAGCUCGGGGUGCCGCUGCGGGUGUUCGCCGCGGAGCUGCCGCCCGCCCGCUGCGCCCGGUACCCGCCGGCGCUGCGCCAAGCGCACCGCAUCGAGCCCUUCCCGCUCCGCGUCCUCGUCAACCCCGCGCUCCGCGUCCUCGACAGCCGCCUCGUCACCGGCCCCGAGGGCUGCGCCAGCAUCCACGGCUUCUCCGCCUACGUCCCGCGGCACUGGGCCGUCCAUGUCUCCGGUGUGGAUGAGCUCGGGGUGCCGGUGAGCUGGGAGGCCUCGGGCUGGGCUGCCAGGAUUGUCCAGCAUGAGGUGGACCACCUGGACGGGAUCCUCUACAUCGACCGCAUGGACCCCCGCACCUUCACCAACGUGGGCUGGAUGGAGCUGCUGGACUGACCCUGGUGAAAGAACCAGCACAGCUCUGGGGGCUCCCACUCAGCUUUAUUGUAGCCAAUACAGACCUGUGGCCUCA
Messenger RNA from Pseudopodoces humilis (Tibetan ground-tit), 823 nucleotides. Lineage: Eukaryota; Metazoa; Chordata; Aves; Passeriformes; Paridae. The record is from RefSeq and is a predicted model, not a curated record.